This is a messenger RNA of Ogataea angusta, 1464 nucleotides long. RefSeq lists its product as uncharacterized. NCBI's taxonomy places the organism in Eukaryota, Fungi, Ascomycota, Pichiomycetes, Pichiales, Pichiaceae. The coding region runs from base 1 to 1464 and encodes 487 amino acids. Gene Ontology annotation, molecular function: protein binding. The record is from RefSeq and is a predicted model, not a curated record. The transcript has a single exon.
AUGUGUGAAAAUGUUAACGAGGACCGAAGCUUGAGGGAAGCGUUUCUUUCAGAUGUGAAUAUUGCAACUCAACGUUCUAUUGCUGAUGAUAAACCUCUGGUGAUUAUGGUGGAGGAAUUUUGUCAAGCUACAAAAAAUGAUAGUAAGAGGGGUUCGAACCUGAAGAUAUCGCAUCUCCACUACCAGCUCUUUGAAAAAGAGUUUGUAGGAUUAGCCAUUCAAAAGCCAUCCACUGACUUUGACUUGCUAUCGCAAAUAUUUCCUCAAGUUCAGCUUUUAGCCCCUCCUUCUCUUAUCGCCAUAUAUCGUGGCUGUAUCAUUCACUCUAUGGUAGACAGUGUCAUUUCUUUGACAAUAGGAGACUUCCUAGCUGACGCACAUGAAAAAUCUACCCAGUUGCGCACGAAUCAAAAACUCGAUACAUCUCAUCAAGCAAGGCCUAGUGAAGAUUCCUCUAAGAAUAACGAGGGCGAUGCGAAUUCCGGCACACAAGGUGUGACCUUGUAUCGAAAUAAGUUGUGCUCGAGUCCUAAAAGGUGCAACAAAAGCUCAACAAGGAAGCAGUGCAGUCAGAUAGAGAAGGACAAGAAAAGAAUACCGAAAUUGGCAGAAUUGGAUAGGAUCGAGAAGCAGCUGGAAGCGAACUCUGAAAAUAAAAGGUUUGUGAAUCAUACUCAGUCCAACGAAAAUCGAGAACCAAGGCCUUCCACAGAUGUUUGCCUUAUCCAGGUGAAGUUAGUGGACGGCAUAACGAAGCGUAUGAAGUUUUCGAAGUUUGAUAAGCUGUCGACUGUACGUGAAAUCAUAUUAAAGAGUUACAGAGAAUACCAACAGAUACCGUUUCAAUUCUUCAAACCUACUGAAAGGCUCACUUAUUCUCAAGACCACGAAGAUCUAAUGCUUGAACAGCUCCAAUUAGAUAGGUGCACCUUGAUAUUGAAACCAAUUGAUCCAUUCGAAAGCCAUAAUGACACCGAUCACCAAGGAGCGACUUCUUCUUAUCACUGGCUCAAAAACAAGAUACUAUCUUUUGUUGGAUAUGGUGGCGGCCAGGUACCCAGGAGUCCUGCAAAUCAUGUCAAUGUAAUUUCGUCUGUUACAAAAAACAAUGCUCCUCACUCACCAAUACUGGAUUCCGAAUCGGAUACAGAUACAAUAUACCACUCGCCCGAAAUACGCUCCUUACUGUCAAGGUCUUCAUCACCUCUUGAACCGUCACUCAAUAUAUCCUCUUCGGACUCCAACUUCGACCUGAAUGGUGUUAGCAGCAAAUUCCUCUCAAACCCUCAUUAUAGCUCAUCCUCAGCCCAUUGUUUAUCAAAAACUAGAAACGGCUCUCUAGGAGCUUGCGCUUCUGCCUCUUCAUCGAAAGGCAAUCCGGCAGAGCUACUCGACAAUGGAGGAGACGAAAGCGGUCCCAAAUAUGUGAAUGUUGAAGAUCACAACGAUGACAAACUCUCAUGA